Drosophila innubila is the source of this 1018-nucleotide messenger RNA. RefSeq lists its product as uncharacterized. The transcript has 3 exons. Bases 35 to 601 code for a protein of 188 amino acids. Gene Ontology annotation, cellular component: membrane. NCBI's taxonomy places the organism in Eukaryota, Metazoa, Arthropoda, Insecta, Diptera, Drosophilidae. The record is from RefSeq and is a predicted model, not a curated record.
GUGCAGCAAACAGCAACUAUCUUGGACAUGUCUUAUGCUCAAUGUUGUAAUUGUGUAUCUGUUUGUUGGUGUUCUCUUCCAACAUGUUUAUGUUUUGAUUAAAUUGGGACCUUCUUAUGAGUUAGCUUCACUUUUCACGCUGCUCUCAUGGAUCGAGGGAAUCUGCAGUUUGGUGCUCUUAGUGGAUGGGGUAUUCAUAAUGUGUGGCAUGGGUGCGCUAUUUAUGGUGGCAAUUAUAUUGGGGUUUCUCCUGAGCGUUGUUCUCCUCAUAUCAGGCAGCUUUUCCGUUGUUGUCUAUACUGAUGCGUAUGUUGUGGUUCGAGGUUUCUAUAGCGAAAAGUUGUAUCAUUAUGAGAUGACACACGAAUGCUGUGGCAUUAAUGGACCCAAGGAUUAUGGUGUUCCCAUCACCAAUGACACCUUACCCAUAUCUUGCUAUAGAAUCCUCAAAGCGCAGUCCGAUUAUCUCUAUACUCGCGGUUGUCUUUAUGCAUCCUCCAAUAACUGGUUCUGGUUUAUAUUCUCCAAUUGUUAUUGGUUCGCCUUUACUCUCAUGAUUAUCGACAUUAUCUGUCACUUUAAGCUAAGGCAGCGCAUCUAGAGAAUUUUCACGAGCUCUUCAGCAUCAAUCAAAUCAAUCGACAUCCAUUCAAAAUGUAUCUAUAUCACUUGCCUUUAGUUAAAGCCAAUUUCGGUGUCCAGGCGGUGCAUUUCUAACUGAAACCACACACAUAUUGAAUCACAGUCUCAGUUUGCACCACCAGCAGUUGAGUUUUUGACUAGAAUGCGUCGACGACGCCCACGGUUCGGCCACAAAAGCCAACAAAAAAGCUAUUAGCCAUUAACAACGGCGGCCCACAGCAUCCGCCAGGCGUUGGUUAACCACAAAAUAUCGUUGUCUUUUCAACAAAUACAGCAACAACUGCAACAGAAACAACAACAAGGGGCAGCUACAACGGUGCAAAUGCCUUUUAAUUUGUCAAAGCCUAAAAUAUGAAAAUUAAAUGAGAAACCAAAG